Budorcas taxicolor (takin) is the source of this 309-nucleotide messenger RNA. Its product is annotated as C-C motif chemokine 17-like. The record is from RefSeq and is a predicted model, not a curated record. Gene Ontology annotation, cellular component: extracellular region. Lineage: Eukaryota; Metazoa; Chordata; Mammalia; Artiodactyla; Bovidae. Gene Ontology annotation, molecular function: CCR chemokine receptor binding; chemokine activity. The coding region runs from base 1 to 309 and encodes 102 amino acids. The transcript is spliced from 3 exons. Gene Ontology annotation, biological process: G protein-coupled receptor signaling pathway; neutrophil chemotaxis; immune response.
AUGGCCCCCCUGAAGACGCUGCUCCUGGUCGCCCUCCUCCUGGGGGCUCUCCUGCAGGACGCCCAUGCAGCUCGAGCAGGCAGCGUGGGCUGGGAGUGCUGCGUACAGUUCUACAAAGGAUCCAUUCCCCAAAACGAGCUGGUGGAUUGGUACCGGACCUCGGGCAAUUGUCCCAACAAUGCCAUUGUGCUGGUGACUCGCUCUGGCAGAACCCUUUGUGCAAACCCCAAGGACAGAAAGGUGAAGACGGCAGUGAGGUACUUGCAGAAACACAUGAAGUCACCUAAUCUGGCCUUCCAGGAGUCUUGA